This is a messenger RNA of Mesocricetus auratus (golden hamster), 5707 nucleotides long. It is a transcript of the gene Slc5a8, whose product is annotated as solute carrier family 5 member 8. Gene Ontology annotation, cellular component: membrane. The transcript is spliced from 15 exons. The record is from RefSeq and is a predicted model, not a curated record. Gene Ontology annotation, molecular function: organic acid:sodium symporter activity. The coding region runs from base 402 to 2237 and encodes 611 amino acids. NCBI's taxonomy places the organism in Eukaryota, Metazoa, Chordata, Mammalia, Rodentia, Cricetidae. Gene Ontology annotation, biological process: propanoate transmembrane transport; sodium ion transport.
CUUAAUAAAAGUUGCGCAGAGAGCGCGCUGUGGAUUCGCUGGACGCAGCGGGAGGCUCCAGAUCUCAUCCGCCCCAAAGUCUGUUGGUGCCUAGGCAGUCACAGUUCGGGCCACUCUGGUCCUGCACCUGGUGAGCGCUCCUCGCCGCCGUGCAGACUUCCCCAGGUCCCAGAUUGCCAGGGACGCAGCUGGCGACAGGGGGCUCCCCCACCGGGUGGGGGUAGCUAGGCUCCCACCUCCACCAGGAUCUACACCUGCUGGACGUACCUGGUCUCCACAGACGCCACGCCAGCCGCAACAGGGAGAAAGAAGCUAGCGCGGCCGGAGGCUAAAGCCAGCGACCUGUGCCGAGCAAGGCACCACCGUUCACUCUGGGCGGGCUCAGGUCACCGCGGGAGGCCAUGGAGGAGUCGCGGGCCAUUGGCAGCUUUGUGGUGUGGGACUACUUGGUGUUUGCAGGCAUGCUGCUCAUCUCGGCCUCCAUCGGCAUCUACUAUGCCUUCGCUGGGGGCGGCCAGCAGACCUCCAAGGACUUUCUGAUGGGUGGCCGCAGUAUGACCGCAGUGCCCGUGGCUCUGUCCCUCACUGCCAGCUUCAUGUCCGCUGUCACUGUCCUGGGCACCCCUGCUGAGGUCUACCGUUUUGGGGCAAUAUUCAGCAUCUUUAGCAUCACCUACUUUUUAGUGGUGGUCAUCAGCGCAGAGGUCUUCCUUCCGGUGUUUUAUAGACUGGGGAUCACCAGCACCUACGAGUAUUUGGAACUUCGAUUCAAUCGAUUAAUUCGUCUCUGUGGGACAGUCCUCUUCAUAGUUCAAACAAUUCUGUAUACCGGAAUUGUUAUUUAUGCCCCUGCUCUGGCUUUGAAUCAAGUUACAGGAUUUGAUCUGUGGGGCGCAGUGGUGGCAACUGGGGUGGUCUGCACAUUCUACUGCACACUGGGUGGUCUUAAAGCAGUUGUCUGGACAGACGUUUUUCAAGUUGGGAUCAUGGUGGCUGGAUUUGCAUCUGUCAUUAUACAGGCCUCAAUAACUCAAGGUGGCUUCAAUAAAAUUUUAAGUGAUGCCUCCAAUGGUGGGAGAUUAAACUUCUGGAACUUUAAUCCUAACCCUUUGCAAAGACACACAUUCUGGACAAUUAUCAUUGGAGGGACUUUCACUUGGACCACCAUCUAUGGUAUCAACCAGUCCCAAGUACAGAGAUACAUUUCCUGUAAAAACAGACUCCAUGCAAAACUGUCUCUCUACAUCAACCUUGUGGGCCUUUGGGUGAUCCUUAUCUGCUCCGUGUUCUGUGGGCUCUCCCUGUACUCCAGAUACUAUGACUGUGAUCCCUGGACAUCUAAGAAAGUGUCAGAAGUUGACCAGCUUAUGCCUUACUUGGUACUGGACAUUUUGCGAAAUUACCCUGGAGUUCCUGGACUUUUUGUGGCCUGUGCUUACAGUGGGACAUUAAGCACAGUGUCCUCCAGCAUUAAUGCCUUAGCUGCGGUGACCGUGGAAGACCUUAUCAAACCUUACUUCAAGUCACUGUCAGAGAAAUCUCUGUCUUGGAUUUCCCAAGGAAUGAGUGUGCUGUAUGGAGCGCUGUGUAUUGGAAUGGCUGCUGUGGCAUCCCUGAUGGGAGCCUUGUUACAGGCAGCACUCAGCAUAUUUGGCAUGGUUGGUGGACCACUUCUGGGCCUGUUUUCUUUGGGCAUCUUAGUCCCCUUUGCCAAUUCAAUUGGAGCACUUGCUGGCCUGUUGGCUGGAUUCGCCAUUUCUUUAUGGGUAGGAAUUGGAGCUCAGCUUUACCCUCCACUUCCUGAGAGAACAUUGCCAUUGUCCCUGGAAAUCCACGGCUGUAACAGCACACGCAAUGUGUCAGACUGGAUAUCAACUACAGAAAUGCCAUUUUCCACUAGUGCUUUUCAGAUACACAAUGUGGAAAGGACUCCACUGAUGGACAAUUGGUAUUCAUUAUCAUAUCUGUACUUCAGUACUAUUGGAACAUUGGUGACAUUGUUAGUGGGGAUACUUAUUAGUUUAUCAACAGGAGGAAGGAAACAGAAUUUAGACCCGCAAUUCUUACUGACCAAACAGGACUUUUUAUCCAAUUUUGAUGCUUUUAAGAAAAAAAAUCAUGUUUUAAGCUAUAAAUCGCAUCCUGUGGAAGAUGGUGGAACUGAUAACCCCGCCUUCAAUCACAUCGAACUGAAAGCCACAGAUCACAGCAGCAAGAUCAAUGGGACUCGCUUGUGAAGCAUCUCCAGGGCCAGAGGCUACUAUGUCAUCACUAUCUUUUGCUUUUAGUGUUUUACACUGACUAUCAGAUUAUUGUUUCCCUAUCAUAGGUGUUUUGGAAGAUCUAUUUUUGUUAAAGCUAUAUCCCAACUUGGUUUAUUUUCUACAAUGAUGCUACACUAGAGUUAAGAGUUUCAACAUCAGCAUAUUCCAAUAGAGCUACAGUUGUGAAUGUUAUGACCACAUACAGUCUGAAAGGCAAAUAUAGACAUAUACAGGUGACACUUGAUCAAAGGCAUAGUCUUACAUUUGGGAAUUACUGAAAGUGUUUUUAUGCCUUUGGUGCUAGUAUAUAAAUUCUGGGAUAUUUGUUAAAACCAUAAAUUCUGGAAAGAGCUUUUUGCCUCCCCCUACAUAUUCUGUUUCUAGGCAGCAGUGAAAUGAGGAGGGAUAGAGGAUGUCUGUGAUCUUCACUUCAGGAUCAGUCCAUGGUGUAACCUUGCUACUGAUUCUGCCUCUGGAAUGGGGUAAACCAAAGGAUCCUGCCCAGGAGACAGUAGGGACCCAAGGAUCAAGAUCAUCUUUAAUACAUUCUUAUAUCUGUCUCCCAUCAAGUCCCAGACUAUUGGCCAAUUACAUUGCCUGUCAUAGACUACAGACUAUAGACUGUUGACUAUAGACUAUACACCAUUUCCUCUAGAGUACAGACUAUAAACUAUACUUCUUGUCUUCAUUCUUAGUUUCCGUCCCACUGAUCUUGCUUUGUUGGGCUCAUUGUCCCGGCUUAACUGUUCCAGCUUCCUGGGCUUACAUAUGUCUUGAGACAACUAAUAUGCAUCAUGUCACCCCUGUCCCUCAUUCACCAGGUUCCAGCCUAUAAAUUAUAUAUGCCCAUGCACCUAGUACUGACUAAUGCAUAUGCCAUGUAGAACACUAUAUCUUGAAAAAGUCAAGUCCUGUGGAGUCAGAUAAUUGCUUUUAGUGCUGUUGAAUUGAACUAUUAAUUCAUGAUAUUAAAGAGCUAAAUUUCACAGGGAAAUAUUACUUUUAUCCACCGGUUCCAGACGUAUUAAAUAUAUGCUUUGUUCUAAUAUUUCAAGAAAUUGUCUCAAAUUUCUUAGCUAUUUAUUUGGAUGUGUUCACAGCUACAACUUGUGUUACAGAAUUUCAUCAAUAACUUAUUUUUCUAUAAUACACACAUUAGAUAUCAUUUAAAAGAUUUUAAAAGCUUUCACAUUUUUAAAAGAGAAAUAUUGACAUUUUGAAAAUAUUUUAUAAUUUUGUACAUAUUUUGUGGUCUGUCAUAUUUAGAUGGCCAUGCUUUGUACAUUUAAAUAUUGUUAACUGACAUUAAAAGCUAAAAACUGAAAUGUUAAAAAAUUAGCAUUUAUCUGAAGCAAAGAGAUUUAUUUACCAUUUAAAUCAACUAUGUAUUUGUGUACUUCUUGUGUAUAUAGAUCUAUUUUUGAUCACCAUAUUUGUAAACAAAAAUCAAGUUUUGUGACUCUUUCUUGCAGUACUCCAGUGAACAGGGUCAUAUAAUCCUAUGUGUAGUCUUAUAUAACUAUGAUUAGAAGUAUAAUUAUUUAUUAGAUGAUUCUGAAUGAACGUGUAUGUGGAAUGCUUCAGGUUUGCAAUGAGAAUCAGGUUAUUUGAAUAACUUUUCCUUUGAUUGAUUGCUCAGAGAUUAUGUAAUGUGCUCUUUAUGGGAAAUGAUAUUCCAGAUGCUCUUGUAUACUUCCUAUAAGCAUAUCUUUGUGACAUUUGGAAAUAUAAAUGUUUUACAUUUACAAUCAUACAGGAGUGCCAGAUAAAUUCUUAAAGUAAAAUGAGGUUGUUAUUACCUAAAUAGUAUUUGUUUAAAAUGCCUUUGAAAUUUGAGGCAAAUCUGAGUAUGGGUGAGUUGUCAGCAUAUUAUCAAGUAAAUAAUCAUUUCUUAGUUUUAUUGAAUCAUAAAAACCUUAAAGAAGAAAAAAAACAUGCAAGUUGUCUGCCACUAGCUAACAGACACACAGGGCAGAGAGAGGAAUAUGGGUGUAAGGAAACAGGAGCUUGCUCUUUCCAGCUGAGAAAUUGGCGAGGUAAGGUGUGGCUGUGGCUUGCUCCUUCAUCACUCUGAUCUUCAGACAGGCUUUAUUUGUAUAAUAAAGGUAUCCCCACAUGUCAGUACCUUUUGCUGCUGACAAAUAUGUCUUUGAAUUUGAUGGUAUAAGCAUUAGGCUGCCUACCCCACAGAAACAGUGGGGAUGGGAAGGAUCGGAGCUUUGACAGAAUAGGAAUUUUUUAAUCCAAAUAAUUUGAGUCAAAAGCAAUUUGCUAGUUUUUUUCUUUUUGAACUAAGACAAAUUUGUACUAUCAUGUUGCAGAGAAAAAAAAGCUUCUCUACACAUAUGUGUGCUACAGGAAUAAGACAAUUUGAAGACCAGUGGGAUUAUUCCAACAGAAAGAACAGAAACCUUAAAGAAAGGCACAACUCAGUCCUGUUCAUUCUACAGAGUGAUGAAAACUUUAGUGGUUAAGAUGUAAAACAGUACAGAUUCUUGUUUAUCAAUAUGAUGAAUUGUUGGCAUAGCCCUUUUUUGUUGUUUUUUUUUCUCUUAAGACAUAGUUACCAACACAGACCAUUCUGUUUCUCUGGGGAUAUGUGGAGACAUUUAAGUGGUCACAAUGAGGGGGGAGUGCCAGUGUCACACACAUAGGAAGUUAAAUUCGGGAAAUCCAUUUAAAGUCCCACAGGAUAGGGCAGUGUUCCUUGUCCACCUGAAGAACCAGUCAGCUGAAGAUACUAAUAGUGUGUGUAGCUUGAGAAACCACAGACGCUAAUGCUGAUGCUUUUUAGAAGUCAACAAUCGGAUGCUUCUAUCUGAAAAUAGCAUUAGCUUGUAGAACAUUAUGAUGGUGGAUAAUGGUCACAUAUUUUCAGAGAGGUCUGAAAAUGUUAAGAUAUUUUCACAAAUAGUGGGUUUUUAGACUAUCCUUAGGCCAGCCCAGCUCCCAACCUGGUUUCUAAUUUGGCCACACAUUAGGAUGAUAUGAAACACAUGACAGUUAAGAUCUCCUAAUUUCACAUUAUUUAUGACAAGCAUAGGGAAUGCAACUUGCUUCCUUAAUUAAGUGAACAUAUGAUGCAGACCCAUGGGUCAGGGUGGAGGUUGAGACAGAGUGAAUCAUCCUGAAUUGAUUCUUACAGGAAAGUCUGAGGCUUCUCAUAAAGAUUAUUGACAAAGACUAAACUGAGGAGUAGGGGUUGCGAUUCAGUGGUAAAGCUCUUACUGAGCAUGUGCAAGAGCCUUGGCUUCCUUCAUAGCACCUCUAAAAACUGAGUAACUGUGUGUAUGACCAUUUAGUUAUCAAAAAUGCCUUAAUGCAUUUAGAGUUAACUCUGUGCCAUUGUUGGUGAAACUUGGGGGAAAAUUGAUUAUUUCUACAUAAAAUAAUUAGAGAAAUCUAAUUUUUUAAAUUAACUGAUUAAAAUUUCCAUAAAAAUC